AUGACGGCUCUCUCCGAGCGGGAAAAGCCUCCUUCUUCGGCUUGGAAGGCGCCCCCCCUCCCCACCGCCGGGUCCCUCUCCCCGAGGACCGGGGGGGGGCUUCCCGGGGAUCCUGCCUCGGCCUUGCCCCCGCUGGCUUUGCUGGAAAGCCGAGCGCCCCUUUCGCCGCUUCUGGGGAGCUUGGGGCUUCUUCUCUUCCGCCCCCCCUCCCGCGAGGAUCCGGAUCCUGCCUCCUCGCGAGUAACGCUUCAGCAAGUGGACAGGUCCCCUGCUGACUACCCUCUUUCUCAUUUGAAUGAGAUACAAUAUGAAGUUGGUGCUCUGGUUUUUGAUAUUGGCUCCUAUACAGUCAGAGCUGGGUAUGCAGGGGAGGACUGCCCGAAGGUUGACUUUCCUACUGCAAUUGGUGUGGUACUGGACCGGGAUGAUGGAAGUUCUAUGAUGGAGAUUGAUGGCGACAAAAGCAAACAAGGGGGUCCAACUUACUACAUAGACACAAAUACGUUGCGAGUUCCAAGGGAGAACAUGGAAGCUAUUUUACCCUUGAAAAAUGGAAUGAUUGAAGACUGGGAUAGCUUCCAGGCCAUUUUAGAUCACACCUACAAAAUGCACAUUAAAUCUGAAGCUGCCUUGCAUCCUGUCCUCAUGUCAGAAGCACCAUGGAAUACCAGAGCAAAGCGUGAGAAGCUGACAGAACUGAUGUUUGAACAUUACAACAUUCCAGCUUUCUUCCUGAGCAAAACUGCAGUGCUUACAGCCUUUGCUAAUGGCAGAUCCACGGGCUUGAUCCUAGAUAGUGGAGCAACACACACCACCGCAAUUCCGGUACACGAUGGGUACGUGCUCCAGCAAGGGAUUGUGAAAUCACCUCUGGCUGGUGACUUUAUUACAAUGCAGUGCAGGGAGCUGUUUCAGGAAAUGAACAUUGAAAUAAUCCCUCCGUAUAUGAUUGCAUCCAAGGAGCCAGUUCGUGAGGGUUCUCCAGCCAACUGGAAGAGGAAAGAGAAACUGCCUCCAGUCACAAGGACUUGGCACAACUAUAUGUGUAAUGUGAGUGUGAAGGAUUUCUCUUAGCUGUGUUCUAAAAUGAGUCCUUCUGCAUCUAGGGUGGCCGCACAGAUGCCAACCGUACAUUAUGAGUUCCCAAACGGCUACAACUGCGACUUUGGGGCUGAGCGGCUAAAAAUUCCUGAAGGCUUGUUCGAUCCUUCCAAUGUAAAGGGUUUAUCUGGCAACACAAUGCUUGGCGUGAGUCACUUGGUCACCACAAGUGUCGGAAUGUGUGAUAUAGACAUCAGGCCGGGCCUCUAUGGAAGUGUGAUUGUCGCCGGAGGCAAUACGCUACUCCAGAGCUUCACAGACAGGCUGAAUAGAGAACUUUCCCAGAAAACUCCUCCUAGCAUGCGGUUGAAACUGAUAGCCAACAAUACAACAGUAGAGCGAAGGUUUAGUUCCUGGAUCGGAGGAUCCAUUUUGGCUUCUCUGGGUACCUUCCAACAGAUGUGGAUCUCCAAGCAAGAGUAUGAAGAAGGAGGGAAGCAGUGUGUGGAAAGAAAGUGCCCAUAAACGUCCUGCUUCAAGAGGCGAUGUUCCCCAGUGCUUUUAAUAUUUGAUAGCUUUAGCAUACUCAGGAAUGGAAUUCUCUCUUUUGUAGAAGUGUAUACUUUGUGCAUUCUCUCAUUUCAUUUUUUUAACAGACCAUAGGUAUUAUUUUAAAAGUCAACACUGUGUCUGUCAAACGGAUGCCCACAUCCUUUGUAAAUGCAAUAACUCUUAUACAGACUUUUUAUAAUUUUUGUAUAAAUAUCUAUUUUCUGCAAGAAAAGGUCUUUUUCUCCUGGAAACGAAGCUAUGGAUUAUGGAUGUAAUUUCUUGCCUUUCAGUGACAUUUUAAAGAAAUGUGUCUUCUUUCAAACUAGUCUUCCUUGUUACAUUGACUUUAAUAAAUUUCUCUAGUUUGUUUUAAA
Pogona vitticeps (central bearded dragon) is the source of this 1967-nucleotide messenger RNA. The record is from RefSeq and is a predicted model, not a curated record. NCBI's taxonomy places the organism in Eukaryota, Metazoa, Chordata, Lepidosauria, Squamata, Agamidae.